This is a messenger RNA of Drosophila busckii, 699 nucleotides long. RefSeq lists its product as uncharacterized. The transcript has 2 exons. The record is from RefSeq and is a predicted model, not a curated record. The coding region runs from base 26 to 475 and encodes 149 amino acids. NCBI's taxonomy places the organism in Eukaryota, Metazoa, Arthropoda, Insecta, Diptera, Drosophilidae.
UAUUAGUUUCGUUUUUAGCAACAAUAUGACCUCCAUUGAAGCCGUCUUGGCCGCAGGCAUUGUGCACUUGUUUCUACGCUUCGCACUCUACAUAGAUCCUAAGACAAAGUUGGUGACUCCGGGACCAGAGUUGCCCACGUAUAUAGUCUAUGUGGCGCUGUUGGCGCUGAUCCAUGACACUCGUAUACUGCCCAGAAAAUUCAAUUACAUGUCGCCGAUCUUCAAAUGCAUUUGCGAGACGAUUGUGGCCAUAUUCUUGCUGGAAAUAAGCAUGCUGGUAUUCUGGAGAUCCAUAGAGCAUUCCAUUUAUUUAGGUGUCAAAUUCGUGCUAUUGUACUUUAAGAUUGUGUCGCCGGAGACGUAUGCCAAUCAUGAGACGCUGAUGAUUGGCGCCUUUACCUUCCCCUUGGCCGCGGUGCUGCUUUUCAUGGUGUUGCAGGUUCAUGCAGAGCACGCGGCGCGCUCGUCAGAAUAAAAUGAAUCGCGCCAUGAAGGAAUGCCAGCAGCGCAUGAAGAAGAAACUGAGGCAGACAGCCAUAGAAAGGAAGUGACAACGCAGCGUAUUUAAAUAUUUAUAAACAUAAGCUAAUGCUUUAAUUAAAUCAAUUCAGUAUUCGUUUUAUACAAUUACGGAAGAAGAAGCGUGUACAAAAUUAAUGUUCGUAUGCAUACAUAAUAAUAAUAAUUAAUUAAUUGAAA